UUCUUAACAAUUAUUCUUUUGGGGGUGUUUUUCUUCUUGUUUUGGUUAUUAUAUGAAAGAUCUGACUUUGGGUUUUUUGUUGUUUUUGAUUGAACAAAAAAAGAGUUUUGAGAUCAGAUGGUUAUAGAUUUCUCAGCUUCCUGGUGUGGACCGUGCAAGAUCAUGGAACCUGCUUUGAAUGACAUGGCUGUUAGUUUCACUGAUGUUGAUUUUGUGAAACUUGAUGUUGAUGAGCUGCCUGAUGUGGCACAAGGAUUCGGAGUGCAUGCGAUGCCGACUUUCGUGUUGUUGAAGAACGGGAAGGAAGUGGAUAGGGUGGUCGGAGCUCAAAAGAAUGAGCUUGAGAAGAAAGUUGGCAAGCACAGGUGUUAAAUACCACCAUAACAAGCUGCUAUUUGAACUUUCAGUUUGUACAUUUGCAGUAAUAAAUACCAAAUGGAGUUUCCUGAAUUUGAUGAUGGUAAAAUAAUGCUUC
This is a messenger RNA of Hibiscus syriacus, 475 nucleotides long. RefSeq names its product thioredoxin H2-like. The coding region runs from base 118 to 372 and encodes 84 amino acids. NCBI's taxonomy places the organism in Eukaryota, Viridiplantae, Streptophyta, Magnoliopsida, Malvales, Malvaceae. Gene Ontology annotation, molecular function: protein-disulfide reductase activity. The transcript has 3 exons. The record is from RefSeq and is a predicted model, not a curated record.